Messenger RNA from Nematolebias whitei (Rio pearlfish), 672 nucleotides. It is a transcript of the gene cldn26, whose product is annotated as claudin 26. Gene Ontology annotation, biological process: cell adhesion; bicellular tight junction assembly. Bases 1 to 672 code for a protein of 223 amino acids. The transcript has a single exon. Gene Ontology annotation, molecular function: structural molecule activity. NCBI's taxonomy places the organism in Eukaryota, Metazoa, Chordata, Actinopteri, Cyprinodontiformes, Rivulidae. Gene Ontology annotation, cellular component: bicellular tight junction; plasma membrane. The record is from RefSeq and is a predicted model, not a curated record.
AUGGUUUUCCUCACGACUAAAAUGAUGCAAAGGACGGCAUUCUUUGUGACGUUCGGGAGCUUCGUAACGUCUCUGGUCACCACCUUUCUGCCUCUGUGGAAAACGAUGAACUCGGAGCUGAAUGAAGUUGAGAACUGGUUCUCUGGGUUGUGGCUCACCUGCCUCUACACGGAUGAGAGGGGGAUUCAGUGUAAGGCCUACGACUCAAUCCUGGGACUGCCGAUGGAUCUGCAGAUCUCCAGGGUCCUCAUGCUGAUAUCUAUAGGCACUGGAGCUUUUGCUCUGUUGGCUGCCUUCCCAGGUCUGGACGGGGUUGGGAUGUUUGUGGGUCAGCCUGCUGUAAAGAGAGGGCUCCAUAUAUUUAGUGGAGUCCUGACCUGGGUAUCAGGGCUCACUACUCUGGCCCCCGUGUCUAUUGUGGCGUACACGACCGUAGUGGAAUUCUGGGAUGAAGGUUUUCCUGAUGCGAUGCCCCGGUGGGAGUAUGGCGAGGCAAUGUUCUCAGGAUGGUUUGGAGGAUUGGGUCUGGUCAUAGGAGGGACCCUGUUUUUUGUGGCUGUGUGCAUGGGGGACUAUGACCUGAGACUAGCAGGGGACUAUGACCUGAGACCACCAAACAGCCCACAGGAGAAGCACAGGUCCAAGCACUACAUGAAGACUGUGGUUUUGUAG